Molecule: messenger RNA, 2205 nt
Organism: Brenthis ino (lesser marbled fritillary)
Lineage: Eukaryota; Metazoa; Arthropoda; Insecta; Lepidoptera; Nymphalidae
Source: the annotation of a GenBank genome assembly
AUGUUGCUGUUGUUUUUACUUUUCACAUACGCUUUUGCAGCGGCGAAUGUUACCGGAGUAAUCGACGUUAAUGAUCAGAAAUUAGUAUUUCGUAAGUGUUGUGCGAGAUAUCAAAAUUUAGUUAAAGUGAGUGAAACAAAUAAGACUACAAGUGAACACUAUAUAUGUAUGGAUAGUGAUAAAUUAGAAAAAAACUAUAACGUUUUCAGUAAUACACUAUACGUUAGUAGCGGUAUCGUAGUGAAAGAAGGUUUUCCAACUGAAUGUAGUGACUUGCAAAUGGUACAAAUUAAUAAAACUGAAGCUGAGAUUUUUUCAAACCAAGAUGAUUGUUACGACAGAUUAGUAGCUGAAAUUGUAGAUGGCACUCUUAUACAAAGCAUUCCAAACAUUGUAGCUAUAGCUUGUAACCGCAGUGAUGUAGAAAUAGUGUAUGAUAAUAAAUUAAGAAUACAUAAAAUACACAAAUGUUGCCCGAAAGGACAAAGUUAUGACACAGAAUAUCAUCAGUGUAUUCGUAAAACAACAGUUGGGCCAGACGAUAAUGACUGGUUAGCACAAUUAAAAAUAAACUUUGGUGAUAUAUUUAAAAUAGAAUAUGACUUCCUAUGUAAUGCAAAUGAAUCAGCUGUUGAAUUACAUGAAAGAGCGUAUCACUUAUCCAUAGAAGGAGACACAUUGUUUGCUUUAAGUAGAAAUGGAGAAAAAUAUGGACGAUCGAUGUCAGGAAAGUGGUGUAUAGAUCAAGAAUAUAAUCAUCAGGGACUAGUAGCCCAAGUUUGUACUCAAAAUUGUGAUACCUUUAGUGCAUUUUGUGUUAGAAAAUGUUGCCCACUCGGCCAACAUUACAAACUUAGAAAAUGCGGUACCUACAUCAGUACUUGUGUUCCCAACGAUGAUGAAGAUGUAAGAUUUAAUAUUUCUACAUACUUAGACCCAUUAAAGAAGUAUGAUAAAAAUCUAUUAGACGUAAUGGGUGUACGCAUUGGUUUAUUGGAAUGCACUCGUGGAAGAUACGGUCUUAACUCAUCUUUGAUGUUAGACCAGCAUAAUCUAACUACAGACGCACGUCUACAGACCCGUACUACACUAACAAACAACUAUUGUGUGGAGGUGUUCGACCGUCGGGAUUGCCCAACAAAUGACAUCAUCGUUAAUGGCGUUCUUUGCUUCGUACCUCCAAAAGAGAUCAAAAACUAUUACAUUUCUUUUAUAAUCAUCACUAUUUCGUGUAUCUGCCUGGUGUUGACUUUAUUCGUUUACUGCGUUUUACCGGAGCUGAGAAACUUACAUGGGCGUACACUCAUUUGUCACGUUAGCAUGAUGCUGCUAGCUUGCACCUGCCUCGCGAGGGUACAGCACAGUCAGGUUCAUGAUGAACGUAUAUGCACAUUUCUUGGGUACGCCAUAUACUUUGGUUUCGUAGCGGCGUUUGCUUGGCUCAACGUCAUGUGCUUCGACAUCUGGUGGACAUUUGGGAGUAUGCGCACUGUGAAGCCUCUUCGUAAAACUGCGUCAGAGUGUCGUCGAUUCAUCUGGUACUCUUUAUAUGCAUGGAGCUUUACGAUACUGUUGACAUUGACAAUGUUCUUUUUUGAUCGGUAUCCUGUCGCUACAGUUUUGGACGCCAAUAUAGGAAACGGCAUUUGUUGGUUUGGUGCAGUACAAAACACACAAGAAGAUUGGCCGCAUUAUAUAUUUUUCGUUAUACCGAUGGGGAUAGUGACAUGUAUUAACUUCAUCCUGUGGCUCCUCACGGCUCGUCAUUGCGCUCAAGUAAAGUCUGAAGUUCAUCGGUUACAAGCUGGUUCCGUAGGAGAUCGGGCCAAACGUAGAUUUAGAAUUGAUAGAGCGAAGUAUAUCCUUACGGGAAAGCUAUGGGUAGUGAUGGGCGCAGGAUGGGGAUCAGAACUCCUUUCUACCAUCGUGUCCCAGCCACUAUGGUUAUGGAAUAUCGUCGACCUCUUCAAUGAAUUACAAGGCGUGUUCAUAUUUAUCAUAUUAGUGGUGAAACCAAAAGUUUACUAUCUCAUCAGAAAACGACUCGGUUUAACUCGGACAGCAACUGAAACAAGGCUCGAGAAACCGGGUGCGCAGAACAACGCCACGUCAUCUUCAAGUCGAACAUCAUCCACAUUUUUGUCAAGAACCAUUAGUUCAGAUGAACGUACUAAUCUACGUAUAUCGUUACCUAAUAAACAGUGU